Molecule: messenger RNA, 804 nt
Organism: Eutrema salsugineum
Lineage: Eukaryota; Viridiplantae; Streptophyta; Magnoliopsida; Brassicales; Brassicaceae
Exons: 2
Coding region: 1-804 (267 amino acids)
Source: RefSeq, a predicted model, not a curated record
AUGACUAUGGGCACAAUUAGGCUCUCUGUGGUAGCUGGCGGAGUCACUAUGAUCGUCGAAUUCUGCGUUACCGAUCACCCGGCAAUCUACAAUGUGAUUAUGGGAACUCCAUGGAUCAAUGCGAUGAGGGCGGUCCCUUCCACCUAUCACCUCAGCCUCAAAUUCCCGACUCCAGCAGGCAUCAAAACAAUUUGGGGAAACCAGAAGGAGUCACAAAUGUGUUGCUUGGCGGAGCACAAGUUGAGGAACCCCGUCACCAAUGCACGAGCAGACAUCGCGGAGAGCUGCGAAACGCGCACCGAGACGGUAUGUGACGCGGUGGACUCGGUGUGCAUAGACGAAGCCCGUCCAGAACGACGCGUUAAAAUCGGAACUAAGCUAGAGGAACCUCUGAGAAGCGAGUUUCUUUCCCUCCUCAAGGAGAAUAUCGACACUUUUGCCUGGACAGCGGAGGAUAUGCCAGGCAUAAGCAUCAGCGUGACCUGUCACGAGCUAAACAUGGACCCCACCUUCAAACCAAUCAAGCAAAAAAGGAGGAAACUCAAAUCCGAACGAGCUAAAGCAGUUAACGAUGAAGUGGAAAGAUUGCUCAAAGUAGGAUCAAUUGCCAAGGCAAAAUACCCGGACUGGCUUGCGAAUCCGGUGGUUGUGAAGAAGAAGAACGGCAAAUGGCGGGUCUGUGUAGACUUCACUGACCUCAACAAGGCGUGCCCAAAAGACAGUUUCCCACUACCACACAUCGACCGGCUCGUCGAAGCCACCGCGGGAAACAGGUUGUUAACAUUUAUGGAAACAGGUUGUUAA